AAAACCUAGCAAAACCCAAAAUACCGGUUUUCCAGUAGGAAUUGCAUGGAUUUUCUCAAUCCUUCCACCAGCGAUUCGCCCAGGAGUCCGUUCCAACCGUUCCAACUAGCGUUCCAGAUGCGGCUCGACGAGCUCUAUCCAUGGGAUGCCUUGGAAUCCUCAUAGCUCCAGCCAAAACCCAAAAUACCGGUUUUCCAGAGUCCGUUCCAACCGUUCCAGAUGCGGCUCGACGAGCUCUAUCCAUGGGCUACCUUGGAAUCGUGUUACUCGCAACUUUAUAA
Adineta ricciae is the source of this 281-nucleotide messenger RNA. The record is from the annotation of a GenBank genome assembly. NCBI's taxonomy places the organism in Eukaryota, Metazoa, Rotifera, Eurotatoria, Adinetida, Adinetidae.